UUAUAUUAUUGAGGAGACAAAGUUGACCACAAGAAUUGGUUUUCAUACAUAGAUGAAGAGAUCUCCAUUGGUAACAAGAUCUCAUCAAUCCACAAAAGCUGGUUUGGCUCUUUUCUCUUUCAGGCUUCGAUCAUAAAACAAGUCUAUAUGGCUGAGGCUGUUGUUUCCAUUGUGGUGGGAAGGCUCGCAGACUUUAUCAUUCAGGAAGCGAACCACUUCUGUAGAGUUAGGGAUCAGGUUGAGCUUGCACAAACAGAGCUUCAAAUGAUGCAAGGCUUCUUGAAAGAUGCAGAUAAAAGGCAACAAGACGAUGAAACAGUGCGCAUUUGGGUUGCCAAAGUUAGGGAUGCUGCUUAUGAUAUGGAGGAUGCUAUCGAAACUUUUUCCUUCAAAGUCUCUUCCAAGACGAGAAGGCUUGCUUGUAUCUUGAUUAAAGGAAAGGGAGUUCACAAGAUCGUUGCAGAAAUUGAGAAAAUCACUACCAAAAUCUCUAGCUUGAGGUUGAGUUUGCAGACCUACAACAUCAGAGAAAUAAGGGAGAGUAGAGAUGGUGCAACCUCUUCGUAUCAGAGGCAGCAACAACUGAGGCGAACUUACUCUCACAUUAUUGAACGUGAUGUUGUUGGAUUACAAGACAACAUAAAGGAAUUGGUUAUUCAUCUGGUGAAGGAUGAGAAUUGCCACAAAGUUGUUUCUAUCUGGGGCAUGGGUGGUUUGGGAAAGACCACUCUUGCAAAGCAGGUUUAUUAUCAGAGUGAAGUUAGGCGCCAUUUUAGUUGUUUUGCUUGGGUGUGUAUAUCUCACAGAUUCCAAGUAAGGGAAGUCUGGGAAGGAAUUUUGAUUAAACUCAUUUCUGCCACCAAUGAGCAACGAGAAGAAAUUGCGAGAAUGAGGGAGGAUGAAAUUGCCAAAAAGCUUUAUCUUAUUCUACAAGAAAGGACAUGUUUGGUGGUUCUUGAUGACAUCUGGAGUAUAGAGACAUGGGACUCUUUGAAAGCUGGAUUUCCACAUGAGAAAACUAUGAGCAAAAUAUUACUCACUACGCGCAACAAAGCGGUAGCUCUGCACGCAGAUAGAAAAGGGUUUCUUCACCAACCUCGGCCACUAAAUGACUCUGAAAGUUGGCAAUUGUUUGAGAUCAUAGCUAUUUUUGGAAGGGAGGAAACAAAUCCUGAAAUCCACUCAAAGAUGAAAGAGUUGGGAAAGAAGAUGCUUCUGCAUUGUGCAGGUUUGCCAUUAGCCAUCAGUGCACUUGCCGGACUUCUAGCUAGAAAGGACACAAUUGAUGAGUGGAAUACAGUGCAUAAGAAUGUUUUUGCAUACAUAAGAAGAGGAAAAGGCCAUGAACAAGAAUAUGCAGGUGCAUCAUGGGUUUUGGCAUUGAGUUAUGAUGACUUGCCAUACCAUUUAAAACCAUGCUUUCUAUAUUUAGGUCACUUUCCUGAGGAUUUUGAAAUACCAGUGAAACUAUUGACUCAAUUAUGGAUGGCAGAAGGUCUAAUAUCUUUGGGGCAACAAGGACAGAGUUUCAUUGGAUCAUUGGAAGACAUAGGGUACAGCUACUUGAGUGAGUUAGUGGAAAGAUGUGUGGUUCAAAUUGGAGAAAGGGGUUCAAUUAGAAAGAUUAAAACUUGCCGCAUCCAUGACCUUAUGAGAGACUUGUGCUUGUUAAAGACAGAAGAGGAGAACUUCCUUCAAAUUGUCAACUUUUCGCAUAAAAAAGAGGCAAUGUAUCCUUCUGCUUCUUCUACAGUAAGUAUCAGUAAAGUUCGAAGACUUGCAAUCCAUUUGGAUGAUAAGGCUGACAGAUUGGUUCCCCCUAGAGAUGAAAGAAAUGGCCACCUCAGGUCCUUGUUAUACUUUACCCCAAGAAACUGGAUGCCACGAAAUCAAAGAUUGGUACAAUCAGUUUUUAAGGUCUUCAAAUUGCUUAGAGUUUUGAGGUUUGAAAAUAUGAGUACAGAAGUAGAGUUGCCAAGUGACAUUGGGAAUAUGGUUCAUCUCAGGUUCCUGAGCCUAAGGCGUUGUCAUAUAAAACGGUUGCCAUUGUCCAUAGGGAAUUUGAAGAGCAUGCAAACUCUAGAUCUUAGAUUUCGUCAAUUAGAUAUUGUUCCAAAUGUGCUAUGGAAGAUGGAACAACUGAGACACUUGUAUUUACCCCUGUACUACCGUGCAAGUGGUAAACUGCGGCUUGAUACUCUUCACUAUUUGCAGACCUUACUGCAUGUUGACAAUUCUCAUUUGAAUGAUAUUACUGAACUAACCAAUCUUAAAAAAUUGGCUGUGCAAGUGUCGAGCCCCUUGAAGAAUCUGGAGAAGGUAUUAACAUCUACAAGCAGCACACUUGAGCGCAUCAGGUCUCUAUAUGUGCACAACUUAGUUGGAAUUCAUAGUUGUGCAGAGGUUUCCCAAAUAGUUUCAAAAUGUCACAACAUAUAUAAGCUUGAUUUGAAUGGUCCAACUGUAGAGUUACCAAAAGACCUUCAGGGCUAUCCAAAUCUCACCAAGUUGUGGUUGUGUCGUUGCUUUCUAAAGGAGAAUCAAAUGUCAGUACUAGAGAAGCUGCCAAACUUAAGAAAUCUUUAUCUCCAAUCCGGUACGUUUGAGGACAAUGUCAAGACACUAGUGUUCUCCAAAGGAGGCUUUCUUCGUCUUGAAUUUCUCUCCCUGAGCUACAUGGACGAAAUAGAUGGGUGGACUGUGGAGGAAGGAGCCAUGCCUAGUCUCUGCCAAUUGCACAUUUCGCGGUGUAGAGGAUUGACCACAUUUCCAGAUGGCUUGAGAUACAACAGCAGCCUCAAGAAGUUGAGCAUUACGCGGAUGCCUAGGACCUUCUAUAGUAAGCUUCAGGAAGGAGGAGAGGAUUUCUAUAAAAUCCAACAUGUGUCUUCGCUUGUAUUUGGAGAGGCGUGCGACUAGAUCUUUUCAUGUCCAGGAUCAAGUAGAAAAAUACGUGGAGUGGUGAUCAUCCAUUUCACGGCCAUUCCCAGGACAAGGAGAAAUCUGCAAUUCAAUCCAAAAUCAUGCAGACCUUUUUGAAUUUGGAGAUUCAAUCUAAUCUGCCAAAGUGCCAAUUGUUAAAACACGUUCAUCUUCAGAUCAAGAAAGUGUUCAGAAUAUAUAAUCUCAACUCCCCCUAGAAACAAACAUCUAU
Messenger RNA from Rosa rugosa (rugosa rose), 3154 nucleotides. Its product is annotated as putative disease resistance protein At1g50180. The transcript is spliced from 3 exons. Gene Ontology annotation, molecular function: ADP binding. Gene Ontology annotation, biological process: defense response to other organism. The record is from RefSeq and is a predicted model, not a curated record. NCBI's taxonomy places the organism in Eukaryota, Viridiplantae, Streptophyta, Magnoliopsida, Rosales, Rosaceae. The coding region runs from base 148 to 2919 and encodes 923 amino acids.